Hibiscus syriacus is the source of this 606-nucleotide messenger RNA. RefSeq lists its product as uncharacterized. The transcript has 4 exons. The record is from RefSeq and is a predicted model, not a curated record. NCBI's taxonomy places the organism in Eukaryota, Viridiplantae, Streptophyta, Magnoliopsida, Malvales, Malvaceae. The coding region runs from base 196 to 606 and encodes 136 amino acids.
AAAAAAUCUUUACGAAGCAGACAACAGUUUACAGACACGGGUAACAAUCGCUGGAUUUAAAUUAGUCUGGUUCGGGUUUGUCCUCUGCCUGCUAGCUGUUGUUUUCACAGUAGCUGCUUUGAAAAUCAUUUUUACUUGAGGCCUAAAAACUGUACAGAAGGGUAUGUAUGCAACGCAAGGAAGAUUUUCGAUGAUAUGCUUCAAAGAGUGUAUUCGUUCGUUUUAUUUCUCGUAUGUUGUAAUCUUGGAGGAAUGGAGCGUGAAGACGAGAUGAAAUUAAAAGGAGACACAAAGGAGAAGAUGUUCCAAAUUUAUACAGAUUUUUUGACAGGGGUGGCAAAGCUUGAUGAACUGGUGGCCGUUGGAGGCAGACUACUUACCGGCUUUCAGCAAGGACUAGAGUUUCUUCGGCGCCCUCCAAUUAAUGAGGUGUCCAAUUUGAUCGAGAACGUUCUUAAAGCCAAGGAAACAAAGAGGUUAAAGUCAUACCUUGAAGCUGGUUGUAUUAACAAUCAUGACUGUGUACAUAAUAUGAGCAAGUGUAAGUUCUUUAAUCAUGACCGUGUACAUAAUACGAGCAAGUGCAAGUUCUUUCAUUCUUCAUAG